CAACAAGAUCACACAGAGCAGCAACCUUCACUAUCAGACAGCCUACUCCCUUAUCUUUCAAAAAAUCUAUUUGUGUUCGUCAACAUCUCUUGAUAUUUGUUUGACAUUGUGCGCGCCUUGCACGUACUUCUUCACUGUCAUUAGCUUACUUCUUGAGGGGUUUCUCAGCUCUCGUGCUAUCUUGUUCUGAAGCAGUAAUGGAUUUGGUGUGGCUCGUGAGUCUGGCAGUCAGCUUGGGAGCCGGACUUGCUGCUACAGAACGGCACAGCGUCUUCUGGAACAGUACUAACCCAAACUUCCUGUGGGACGACUACACCGUGGACGUGCGUAUCAAUGACUACCUGGACAUCAUCUGCCCCCACUACACCCGCGGCGAGCUGCCUUCCCAGGAGGCCGAGCGCUAUGUCCUGUACAUGGUGGAGCGUGAGGACUACGAAGUGUGCAAGCCUCACUCCUUCGACCAGCUACGCUGGGAGUGUUCCCGCCCCUUCGCCGCUCACUCACCUGAGAGGUUCUCUGAGAAGUUCCAGCGCUUCACGCCCUUCACCCUGGGCAAGGAGUUCCGUCAGGGCGAGAGCUACUACUACAUCUCUAAGCCACUGCACCACCAUGGGCAGGAGUGUCUGAGACUGAAGGUGGAUGUAGUGGGACAUCACGGCUCUGCAAAGACCCAGGCAGACAAAGGGAAGGUGGAGGAGAUGGAGAAAGCGAUGGAUGGAGGGAAAGGAAAGGUUGGCGCCGCUGGAGGAGUUCACAACCCAUCCAACAGGUUACCUGCAGAUGACCCUGCCGCGAUGGAGCCUAACGUCCAGAGGAGCGUGGGCAGUGCAGGAGUCCAGCUUGUCUCUGUCUCCCUCUCCUUCACCAUGAUCCCUGUGUUACUAGCCUUGCUCCACUCCCUGACCCUGAGCCUGCACUGAGCCUGAGCCAGGACCCUCCAGCUGGGCCCACCCUGCCCCCCCGGCCCCUGCCCCCCCGGCCCUGCCCCCCCCCCCCCCGGCCCUGCCCCCCCGGCCCCCAGAGACUUUAUCCUUCCAGUGCUGGUCAUUGGUGUAUUAAAGAGAAUACUUUGAUUUUUUAUGAAGAUUUUUUUAUAAAGAUUUUUUAUAUGAGCAUGGACAGAGCUACCUGUGUGUGUGUGUGUGUGUGUGUGUGUGUGUGUGUGUGUGUGUGUGUGUGUGUGUGUGUGUGUGUGUGUGUGUGUGUGUGUGUGUGUGCUCAGGCGGGCGGAACGUAGACCGUUUCCAAGAUGAGGAUCUUCAAGAGUAUUUUUUUGGACGAUCGUUUUUCUGCUGUCGCAGAAGGUUCUUUUCUAAAUUAACUACGAUGACUUUUUCUCCAUUUUUUUUCUUUUUCUUCUCCAUCCAUCCUUGUCUGAUUAGACUAAAAGCUGUUGAAUUGAACACUGACCCUCUUUGACACAAAACUGGAAGUGCAACUAGUAUAACUGGAAAAGUGAUCAUUUAUGUUACCAGAAUUUACACAACUGACAAAGGGAUUCUUUUCAUCCUGAAUUCAACUCACGUAUUCCAUAAACCUUUAGAACGAGGAUGUUUUGUUUUUCUUAGAGACACUGAUUGUCUGCUUGUUAGUUGUCCUCUACCUGUACAGGUGUUUGGUGUUAUAAGUAUUUAUGUAGAAAAAUGUAUUUGUUAUCUCUGAGUUAUGAAGACAGCUUGUUGUUGUAGAUUAGGACUCUGAUAUAAGGAAACACGUUGUUCAGUUUUGACUGUAGAAGCUCCCUCACACUGUAAAAGACACACUAACUCUGGCUACAGAUGCUGCAACAAAACACACGUAUCCACUCCGUUCUAUAUCAAGUACGGAGAAACACAUCACCUGACAUCCUUUUAGAUGACAUAGCAUUUUCAACAAGCUAAUUGUAAUUGUUUUUUGUCGUUUUUGCUUGUGUACAAACACCACGUUCAAUGGAGGAGUUUAACAGCAAAGAGGUUUAACUAAGAGACAGAUAAGCAGGAGGAGAGGCAAACAUGGGGACUGUUUAGAUUUGUCCAGUUUUGGAGUGGUGCUUCUAAACUAUUGUGCCCAUACACCCUCUCACAUAUCCCAAUACCAACAUAGUAGCACGGUACACUGGUAUUUAUGGUCAUGUUUACAAGAAUUGCUCAGUACAAAUCUCAUUUACACACAAACACACACAUUCAUACACACACUUGUAUUUGUCAUACAAGAACAGAACUGAAGGAACUAUCCUGAACACACAGUCUACACACAAGUUAUUCUUGUUUUGUUUUGUUGUUCUCAUUUUGUGUUUUUUUGUUGUUGUAAAAAUGUGUACAUAGAGAAAAGUCUAUAAAAACAACUGCAUUUGUUUAAAAUGUGAAACCCCUUGUGAAAUAAAAUGAUUUGGUGAAAAUA
Molecule: messenger RNA, 2379 nt
Organism: Hypomesus transpacificus
Lineage: Eukaryota; Metazoa; Chordata; Actinopteri; Osmeriformes; Osmeridae
Gene: efna1b
Product: ephrin-A1b
Exons: 5
Coding region: 198-920 (240 amino acids)
Biological process (GO): axon guidance; ephrin receptor signaling pathway
Cellular component (GO): plasma membrane
Molecular function (GO): ephrin receptor binding
Source: RefSeq, a predicted model, not a curated record